Messenger RNA from Moneuplotes crassus, 937 nucleotides. The record is from the annotation of a GenBank genome assembly. NCBI's taxonomy places the organism in Eukaryota, Ciliophora, Spirotrichea, Euplotida, Euplotidae.
GCUGGCAAUUAUUGAAAUUACUUGUUACAAUUAAUAUCCAAAGAUGUCAUUUUUAGAAAUCUUGGGAGGACUAGUCCUUCUCUACUGCUUUGUUUACAUUCCUGGAGCAGGAAUUUACAGACACUUCUUUAGAAAGAGUCAUGACUUAAAAGCAAGAUAUGGUGCUGGCUCAUGGGCUUUGAUCACAGGUAGCUCAGAUGGUAUUGGAAAAUCAUUCGCCUACAAGAUAGCUCAAGAAGGAUUCAACCUCUUCCUUAUCUCAAGAACAGAGUCCAAGCUAGCAGCUAUUGCUAAAGAAAUAGAACAAAAAUACUCUGUAAAAGUCAAGUACUUAGCUCUCGAUUUUGGAAAAUCCUACGAAGAGAAGUUCUAUGACGUUAUCUUCAAAGAGACCAAAGAUUUAGAUAUCUCCUUCCUAAUCAACAAUGUUGGUAUGUCAGCUAGAGCAGAGGAUCCUAAGGACCAAGUCAAGCAUAGCUUGAACACUGUGAUCACAAACUGUUGUGGACAAACAAUUCUUCAAGAGCAUUUUGCUCCAAUCUUUGCUAAGAGACAGAACAAAUCUGGAAUUAUCAAUGUUAGCAGUGUUGCUGGUGGCAAGCCAAUCUCUUUCAGCCCCCUGUAUUCUGCAACAAAAGGAUUCAACGACUUCUUGUCAAGAGCUGCACAAUGGGAUUACGAAGGCAAGAUUGAUAUCAUGAGUCUCAGACCAGGAUGGGUUAGCACCAACAUGUUGAAUAACAAGAAACCAACCGGAUUCACUAUCAUUUCCGAUGAUUGCGUUGAGGGAGCAUUGAAGAACCUCGGCCAUGAUGAAUGGACGAAUGGACACUGGAAGCAUGCUCUAUUCCAAUUCUUAUACUUCAGUAUCCCAGAUGCUACAUUCCAAAGAAUGGCACUCUCUUUCAGAACAAAGAAGCCAAAAGAAGAUUAAUAC